Molecule: messenger RNA, 3611 nt
Organism: Solea senegalensis (Senegalese sole)
Lineage: Eukaryota; Metazoa; Chordata; Actinopteri; Pleuronectiformes; Soleidae
Gene: fto
Product: FTO alpha-ketoglutarate dependent dioxygenase
Exons: 10
Coding region: 1-2085 (694 amino acids)
Biological process (GO): regulation of multicellular organism growth; DNA alkylation repair; RNA repair
Molecular function (GO): ferrous iron binding; mRNA N6-methyladenosine dioxygenase activity; broad specificity oxidative DNA demethylase activity
Source: RefSeq, a predicted model, not a curated record
AUGUAUCCACCAACAGCGAACAAAACCGGCCAAGUCGGACACUGUCUCCCGAAACAUGAUAAAACGAGAGGCUGCCUUCGCCUGCGCCCUCUGCCAACAUGCAAACGGAGAGCGGAGCCGCUCACUGCAGCACUACAACGCCCAGCGUCGCCGCCAGUGACAGCGAGGCAGUGUAAACACAACUCCAGGAACAUGAAAAGAUCGGGUGACAGUGAGGGGGAGAAGAGAAGAAAGAGGCGGAAGUUACUUCAGGAGUUAGGAGACCAGAAGAUUCCCUUCCUGGGACCUUCAGAACGAGGCUUUCAGCAGCUGUGGGACUCCAGCUACUCUGGCCUUGUUCUAAGGAGAUCCUGCUCGCUGCCUGCUGAGCUCCAUGGCAGGGUACAGGCAGCUCUGCUCACACUGAGAAGCAAGGGCUGUCUUCUGAAGGAUCUGGUUCGUGUUCGAGACCGAGAUGUGUUCACCGCCGUGUCACGGGCUCUUGUGGGGGAGCCCGGCCACACCUACCGCUAUCUGGACACGCGGCUCUUUGCCAUCCCUUGGCACAGUGAGGACGCUGAGGUCAAAGGACUGAACUGUUGCGACCCCGACUUGAGAGCUGCAUGCAAAGCAUUGUGGGAGCUUAACACCUUCUUCUGCUCUGAUGUGUCUGAUCUGAAGGAAGGGGACAGGCUCACGCAAUGUUUGAAGGCGGAGGUCGAGGCCACACAGGGUAAAGAGGGGGACACGGAGUCUAAACACAGUGAAGACUCAAAGAACAGUGAAGGAGGUGACUCGGAAUCCAGACAAAGUGAGGAGGGGGACACGGAGUCCAAGCACAGCGAGGAGUGGGACACUGAGUCAAAACACAGUGAAGAAGGGUGUGCAGGGUCAAAACAAGAAGGAGACUGGGAGACUGAGUCCAGACACAGCAGUGAGGAGGGCGAGUCCUCCCAGGUCAAACCAGGUGGAGCCAGUGUCUCACAACAGAGUGAAGGGAAAGUCCCUACCUGGGCAUUGAAGCCCAUCACUGGCACAGAGGCUGACCCAGUGGGACUAGGGGCCCGUGGGAAAUCUGCGGCCAAGCUAAAGUUCAGCGUGUCAGAUGACCACAUAGAAGACAAGGAGGAUCAGGAAAGUGUGCAGGGCUGUUCCCAGCCCAGUCCACCACAGGUAUGCACUGGUCUGGACAAGUUCAAUGUCACCCUACUCAACUACAUGGAUCCAGCAGCUAUGAGCCAGCUGAAAGAGGAGCCAUACUACGGAAUGGGCAAAAUGGCAGUGGGGUGGCACCACGAUGAGAACCUUAUCACUCAUUCACCGGUGGCUGUUUAUAGCUAUAGCUGUCAUGAUGACAAAGGUGGAAGCGGUGAGGGCGGCAGCGGGCAGAAGGCGUGCUGGAGGGUUGGGCUGAAGGUAGCCUGGGACAUCCACACACCUGGCCUAGUACUGCCAUUGGAGUCUGGAGACUGCUAUUACAUGAGAGAUGACCUGAACAGUACCCAUCAGCACUGUGUCCUAUCUGGAGACAAUGCUCGCUUUAGUUCCACGCACAGAAUGGCUGAGUGUUCCAGAGGGACCCUGACCUACAUCCAGUCACGCUGCCAAGAGGCCCUGUCUAACCUCCACACUGACCCAGAGACAGGCUCCCACAGCCUGCUGGCCCUGCUGCCGACAACGCUACAGCACUGUGAGGAGAUUCACAAUGAGGUGGAGUUUGAGUGGCUGCGACAGUACUGGUUUCAGGGACAGCGCUAUGCCCGCUUCUGCAGCUGGUGGACCAGACCAAUGGAGCAACUUGAGAAAGACUGGAGGCUCAUGGAGACCAUGACUAUGCUCUUCCUGGCGUCAGUGGAGGAGGAGGAGGGCAGGGCAGGCGAGGGACGGAGGGAGAUGGCAGAAACCCUGCUGUCCGCCUUGACAGAUAGACACCAGCAAAGACAGACAUGGAGAGACAGGUGUCACUCCAGCCUGGCCCAGACGUUACCGCCUGAGGAGGCUCCAGUGGACCGACCCUUCUGGGGCACGGAUGACCCCAACAUGCCGCUCCCCUUUGAUCUGGCUGACAUCAUCAACAGAGUGGAGUCACUUCUCUGGAGGAUGUGAAGGAUGGAUAGAUGAAGACAAGAUAAAAUACCUACCAGCUUUUUCCGAAUGGCCCCCCUAUUUGCUGAGGGGACAGACAACUGAUGGCAUCUCUGUUGUGAUCUCAUGGAGACUGAUACUCUUUUGAGUGGGGCAUCUACAUCACCCCUUGGGCCACCCCCCAACCCCCCCCCCACCCAGCGACCACCCCAGCUCACCCUGGCAUCGCGGCGUCUGUAGCUUGGAUUUGGCUAGAAGGAAACCAGAGCUCCACAAUAGAACCAGAGUAGUGCUUCAGUAACAUGCUAACAACACAGGCUUAGCAACAAGCUGUUAGGGUCACAAAUGGUCUAACAAAUACUAAGUGGAACCUGCAUUUCAGUGUUAGCAUACAUUGUGCAACUGCAGUAUUUAUUAAUUCACUGUACUUUGUUACUUAAUCUCAUGUAACCCAGUCAUGCUUUUAUCAGUGGAUUGACUCAUUCUUCGUAGUCCCAGUUCAGUACAUACACAUAUAUGCUUUCACACAGUGUUAUAAUACAGUAUAGAAUGGUGAAAAAAAAACGAAACAAAAACAAAAAAACAACAAAAUGGUAUUGUAUAGUUUAAUCCUGCUUAAUGUGUUCGGAAGUGGAAUGAGCUUGGAAAGAGACCAAAGAAAGUCAAUGACAAAAAAAAAAUGUUUUUUUCUUUUUUUUUUCUUUCUUCUGUUGACGUUGCAAAGGUGCGCUUGUGUAGUAAGUGUAGCGUGGCAGUGUGUGUGUGUGUGUGUGUGCGUUUGUCGUCAUGUGACGAUACAUGUGAUGGUUGCGUGUUUGUGCAUGCGCACGUUGCCUCUCCCAUGUGUCUACAUGAGGGUGUGUAUGUAAGAAGGUGAUAGAGUGUGUGUGUGUGUGUGUGUGUGUUAGCCUGUAGGCAGCCUGCCAGUUGUUUGUUCUUGAAGACGUGCAUAUGGAGAAACAGAGACGAGCAGCAGGGCCCCUCUGCCUCUGCUCUGAUGAAAGGCAACACUGAUAGAAUGACCUGGAACAUAACCGCUUUUUCUCAUAAUUACAGCUGUUCAAUCGCUUUUAAUUACUCUUAAAGUGUGUACAGCACCACAUUCCCCUGUAAUGCUGCAGGCCAUCUGAGAAAGUGAGAGAAAGAUCCAGCGCUUCUGACAAAAUCCACUUUCAAAAAAAAAACUAAAAAGGGUGGGAAAAGGGGCCAACGUCAAAGCAGUGUAGCAGCCCUCCUCGUUUGAUUUCUUUCUCUGUCAUGAUGAAGUAGGGACGCUGUUUACUACUAAAAUUGUAGAAUACACUCCUUUUUUUCUCUUUUUUUUUUUUUUUACUUCUGAAGUUUUUUUCCAAGAUGUUAAUGGUUGCCAAAUGCUGUUGUUGCUGCUUUGUUUUGUUUUUUUGCUGCGCCUCUGUUGUUGUCAGAGAUUUGUUUGUAGAUCGGCAGUAGCAUUGACUCGUUUUGAAUCACUCUGUGCUCUCUUCGCCACAGCUUGUCAGUCUAAAGCAAUAGGAAUGGCAGUAAUUAAAAAACUGUGUUUUAUCCAA